AUGGCGGCAAUAUUGCCUGCUUGGCACGUCACUGCGUCCCCGCUCUGCCUCGCGUGCAGCCCACCUGCCAACUUGCCUGCCUCCUCCGCCCGUACCUCUCGACACACUCGCUCGGCGCGUUGUCUCGCAGCGAAUCAAGAGCCUCCCGAGGGCGAUCGGGAGAGCCGUGCGGGCGGAGCGAGCGGCGAGGGCGGAGCGAGCGGCGAGGGCGGAGCGAGCAGCGCGGGAUGGCGCGUGCGGCCCAAGGUGGCGGGGCAGGCCGCCAUCGCGCUGGCCACUGCGGGAUUUGUCGAUGCUGGGUACAGCGGCGACUGGUCGCGUAUAGGAGUGAUAACAGUAGACACGGAGCAUGCCCUGCAGCUCGCUGCUGUGGGGGUGGUUCCUCUGGCUGCCCUCGCCAUCUUUCUGCUGUGGGACCGGGAGACCUCCACGUAA
Molecule: messenger RNA, 435 nt
Organism: Closterium sp. NIES-65
Lineage: Eukaryota; Viridiplantae; Streptophyta; Zygnematophyceae; Desmidiales; Closteriaceae
Source: the annotation of a GenBank genome assembly